Messenger RNA from Sphaeramia orbicularis (orbiculate cardinalfish), 1724 nucleotides. It is a transcript of the gene gpr34b, whose product is annotated as G protein-coupled receptor 34b. Gene Ontology annotation, biological process: G protein-coupled receptor signaling pathway. Bases 350 to 1513 code for a protein of 387 amino acids. Gene Ontology annotation, molecular function: G protein-coupled purinergic nucleotide receptor activity. Lineage: Eukaryota; Metazoa; Chordata; Actinopteri; Kurtiformes; Apogonidae. Gene Ontology annotation, cellular component: membrane. The transcript has 3 exons. The record is from RefSeq and is a predicted model, not a curated record.
AGCUGAGGAGGCCACACUUCUCACAUUUGAAGAGACACCGCACAAAGAAGCAGUAAACUCUGCACAGGAGUCUUUUCAGUUGAACUUUGAUUAUUAAGACACUGCAGGAUGGAAAGCAUCAGACAGACAAAUGAGAGAGGAAAAAGAAACUGAACUGUGCGUGUCAACAAAGGCUUGUGGUCUUUUCUGCAGAUUCAACACAGACAAAAAGAAAAAGGACUUGAAAAACCACAAGUGAGCAGCUACUCUCUGGUGCACAGUGCAGGAGUGGAGGUUUAUUAAUUUUCGCCGUACAGGCCACAAAGAAACAUGAACGCAAAGUAGUUUUGAUGGACUUCAGCGACUGGAGAUGAACAUCACAAAAACCAUCGUGACAAAAGGCAUCGCCACAGCUGCCACAACUAUCUCUCAGAUGCCACAUGUUUUCCCUUUUCUAAUCAGCACAAAAACAAGCGACAUGAAUCUGACCACGACCCCGACUCCUAACAAAACAAAAGACUGUUUGGACGACAACCCGCUGCAGACGUCUUUAGCUGUGCUUUACUCUUUCAUCUUCGUUCCGGGUCUGGUUGGAAACUUGGUGGCUCUGUGGGCUUUCUUCUCUGUGCACUCUAAGAAGAAUUCAGUGCGGGUGUUCCUCAUUAACAUAGCAUUUGCCGACCUGCUGCUGAUGGUGUGUCUGCCGUUCAGGGUUCUCUAUCACAGUCGAGGCAAUACCUGGAGCCUGGGUCCCACUCUGUGUAAAGCAGUGGGCACCCUUUUCUACAUGAACAUGUACAUCAGCAUCACUCUGCUGGGGAUGAUCAGCGUGGACCGCUAUCUGAAGAUCCAUCAUGGUGCAGGGAUGUGGCUUAGACUUCUGUUUACAAGAUGGAGCGCCGCCAUCUGUGCGGCCGUCUGGAUUGUGGCCUUUGCCAUGACUUUGGUGAUCGUGACGUCAAAGAGCCACCCACCAUGGGACAAGUGUUUCCAUUACAAGCAGCUUCACGAUGCAAAGUGGAAAGCGUACAUCAACAUCUUCGUGCUGCUCAUCUUCUGGCUCGUCUUCAUCUCUCUAAUGGCGUCUUACGGGAAAAUCGCCCUGAAUCUUCUGAAAAGAUCCAAGGAGAAGCCAGACCUGCCAAAUGCAUCCCGCUACUCUCGAACGGCCAAGAAGUCCUUCUUCAUCCUCUUCGUCUUCACCGUCUGUUUCGUGCCUUAUCACUUAGUUAGGAUUUUCUACAUCAAAACCCAGAUCACGGACACGUCAUGUUUCUGGAUGGGCGUGGCGGAUAAAACCAAUGAGAUCGCUUUGCUGUUUUCUGCGCUCAACAGCUGCCUCGAUCCCGUUAUGUACUUUCUGAUAUCGUCCUCGGUGAGGAAGGAGGUGCUGCGCAUGGCGGGAAGCAUGUGUUGUGUGCGAGACGAUGCCACGGCUCAUGGGAGCAGCUCCACCGUUGAGCUGGAAGACAGAGUUGGAAGGACUGACAGAGGAGAGACUAACAUCAGCUCCGUCAGCGCUUUCAAGCAAUAAAUGUAUCUAAAUGAAGCCUAACUGAGCUGUAAAGUUUCACACCCUUGACUGUUUCCUGUGUAAACAUGAUGGUAGCUCAGCAUUUUUUGUAAACAGAGGGUUCCUGCAUGUUUUCUACAGCAAAUUUUCCAGACUUCUUGUUAGAUAUUUGAUGCUCGAGUGCAAACCUAGAUUUUUUUUAUCUGUAAAUAAAUGCUUUUAAAAUCCAACA